Messenger RNA from Phalaenopsis equestris, 676 nucleotides. RefSeq names its product 60S ribosomal protein L31-like. Gene Ontology annotation, biological process: cytoplasmic translation. Gene Ontology annotation, molecular function: structural constituent of ribosome. Bases 113 to 478 code for a protein of 121 amino acids. The transcript is spliced from 2 exons. NCBI's taxonomy places the organism in Eukaryota, Viridiplantae, Streptophyta, Magnoliopsida, Asparagales, Orchidaceae. The record is from RefSeq and is a predicted model, not a curated record. Gene Ontology annotation, cellular component: cytosolic large ribosomal subunit; ribosome.
GAACCGGUUCCUCGGGUCAACUCAUACUUGCAUCUCGAGUGCGCUAUAUAUAACUCCCUCUGGGCGAAUCAGCAAAUUAGGGUUUACGCUCAGAAACUAAGCGGCGGCGAAGAUGGUUGAGAAGGGUAGCAAAGGGCGGAAGGAAGAAGUUGUCACAAGAGAGUAUACCAUCAAUCUUCACAAAAGGCUCCACGGAUGCACAUUCAAGAAGAAGGCCCCUAAGGCUAUAAAGGAGAUCAGGAAAUUUGCGCAGAAGGCAAUGAGGACUACCGAUGUAAGAAUAGAUGUAAAGGUGAAUAAGCAGAUAUGGAGCAGAGGCAUCCGAAGCGUCCCCCGGCGAGUUCGCGUGCGGAUUGCUCGCAAGAGGAAUGAGGAAGAGGAUGCCAAGGAGGAAUUCUACUCCCUUGUCACUGUUGCUGAGAUCCCUCCUGAGGGUCUCAAAGGCCUGGGAACGAAGGUAGUUGAUGAAGCAGAUUGAUUUCAACCCCUUAAAAGUCUCCUCUGCGUCAUUUCUUUAAGUAAUCCUUCAAAUUUUCAGUUUUGUACGAGUUUUUCUGCACUUUAUUAUUAUUUUUUUUGUUUAGGACUUAAUUUAUUUACAAUGAUGCUUUCCAGCGAUGUUUGUUAAAUUAUGUUUCUGUUUAAUGAGUCAGCGGGAUCUGAAGUGUUUAAUUUU